CUCGACUCGACCGCAGACUGGGGCAAUCAUCGGUAUAAUAUGAUAUGAACUCUGACAGGCAACAACGUCUAUGCGCAAAGUCUUAAGCAUCAUGAGCAAAUCUACGACAAAAGCUUGGACAGCGGACAAGCAUCCUGCAUCCACAUCUGCAUUGUUGGACUCUCUACAUCGGCUCAGGGAAACUCAACCGAAAGCUGUCCGUUCGACCGUCCAUGUCUACCCGGCAGCGGUAUAUGCUGCUGAGGAUGAUGAGGCGUCCAAGGUAUCACAUCUCAGUGGAUCUGCCGCCGGAAAUGACCUGAGAGAUCGCAAGAUCACAAGCUGGAAGAUGACGGAACACAUGUACAGGUUACAUGAUAACCCAUUCCCCACCCUGGCGAGAGGCCUGUUCACGGAAGAGGUGGCUAAAGGCGAGAUUUUACCCGAGGAAGCUCUCAAGAAUGAAGGGGAUUGGAGCAACGGACGUACAAGGGAACGAAUCGUUGCGCGAGGUUAUGACAAGUUUUUCAACAUUGACGAAGUGGACUGGACGAACUGGACGAAUAUGGAGUCUCACACGGUUCCACCUUACUACCUGACUCUCAAGUCCAACGGCUGUCUGAUUUUAAUCUCUGCUCUAUCCCCAACCCACCUAUUGGUCGCUUCAAAACACUCUUUAGGGACAGUCAAUGCCGACCAUAUCAACGGCGAGUCUAGCACGACAGGCAGCCUCGCUUCAGGCAUGGAGGCUCUGUCGCUUGGUCUGGACGAGAAGGGCAAAGGGAAAGAGUCAUAUCAUGAGGAAGAUGACGACUCAUCUGCCAUCGCUCACGCUGAGAUGGGCAGGCGGUGGGUUCGAAAGAUGCUCAAGGCUGCUGGCAAGACCGAAUCGGAACUUGCUUCCAGACUUUGGAGAGACAACUUGUCCGCUGUGCUAGAGCUAUGUGAUGAUUCCUUUGAGGAACACGUACUCGCGACACCCGCCCACUGGACAGGUCUCCACCUGCAUGGCCUAAACCACAACACACCUCAUUUCGCGACGCUCUCACCGCCCGACGUCUCAGCAUUUGCCGAAGAGUUUGGCUUCAUCCCCACAAAGUACACUCAGUUUGACACACUCACCGAAGUCAAAGCCUUCACCGACAAGGUUGAAAGGGAUCAAACUUGGGAAGGUGAUCAGAUUGAAGGCUUCGUCGUUAGAGCCACGGUCUCUCAGAAAUCAUCAUUUGAAUCAGAGGGAAAGCCACCAUACCUACCUGGAUCACCCUUUUUCUUCAAGGUCAAAUUCAACGAACCUUACCUUCUCUACAGACAAUGGCGAGAAGUCACUCGUCUGAUGCUCCCCCUGCGGACUCUCGACAGAGACGACCAGGCAGUUCCGCCAGGGUCUCAAGGCGCUGCCAAGACAUCGAGACCUGAAGCUAGGCGGCAGGAUGACAAAUAUGAUAACAUCUGGAUCAAAGUACGCAAGCGGACUCAGCGGCCUGAAGUGGCGGUGUACGCAGACUGGUGUGGAGACAUGUUGAAGCGCGAGCCGAGUCUUUUCGACGGCUACGAAAGGGGUGUGGUUCGGGUUCGGGAACGGUUCCUAUCUUGGAUUGAAGCGGAGGGCAAGGGAGCUUGGCAGCAGGCGAUGACGGGAAAGUACAAGCUCAGAGGGAAUCCGAGGACAUCUCGCGUGAAACAGGAGGAGCCGAAUGCACCAACCACCAGCAAGCCGGUCAAGUGGCUCGUCAUCCCCAUAGCUGUCCCAGGGUGUGGCAAGACGCUGGUUGGUGUGGCUUUAACCAGACUCUUUGGGUUCGGACACACUCAAAGCGACGACGUGACGGCAAAGAGGACCGCUCCAACGUUCUUGAAGAACAUCACAGAUCUGUUCAAGACCAAUGAUGUCGUCUUCGCUGACCGGAACAAUCACAUCGACAAGCACUAUACCGAACUCGCCAAUCUCGCGACGACGAAAGCUUUACAGCCGUACGAACUCCGCCUUGUUGGUGUGAUGUGGAACGUCACUGAUCCUCCCUAUCACCGAGUCCUUCGGGUAUGCUCCGAUAGGAUUUUGAAGCGAGGUGACAACCAUCGCACACUCCGACCCGAUGCCAACAGUGCAAGCGAGCACGAAGCUGUUCUAGCUAUGUUCCUUCGAAAUUGGACGCCUCCAGAUCCUGACGCCUUUCGAUCCAUCAUCAAGGUGGAAGUAGAGGAUGAUCCGAGAACUGCGUUGCUCAAGGUCAUCGACGGCCUUGUGGAGGCUAUAGGGCUACAGAGACCGAGCGACGAGGCCAUUGAUGAGGCGCUGAACGCUGGCGAAUCAUAUAGGAUAACCGGACCAUACAAAGCACCUCAACAGCUAUUGGCAAAACCACCACGAUACUAUGCUCUCGCGCCUGAGCUCAACAUUCCAAGUCUGAUGUCGACUAUUUUAACAGGCACUCGAGCAUCGAAAGCCAAAGAGGUGUACGAUUUGGUUCACAAGGCUGAACGGAUCGUCACCAAUCCCCACAUUACCAUCUGCCAUCGAGACGACGUAGCGAACGAGGAAGCUUCUGCGGAAGAGACAAUAACAGCACCGAUGAAUCAACUCUGGAAACAGUGUCAAAUGCUUGCGGAGCACCACCAAAGCUAUGAUUUCCACAUCACCCAUCUGGUCUGGGAUGAUCGCGUGCUCUGCCUCGCCGUGACUCUCUCGCCUCAUACCGAUGAACCAUUAACAAACUUGAGUCUCCCUGUGUCCAAGGAAAGGCAACUGCACAUCACAGUCGGGACCGUCAAGGAAGAUAUUCGGACAAUGGAAUCAAUCAAGCUCGUGCUUGCGAUGAGGGAUGCCUUGGAUAAAGACGCUGACAGCACCGAGGCACAGGAGGUCAUUCCGGAUGGCGGGCGAGUCAGAUGGAUUGAGGUAAAGCCCAGCGUUCGUGGGCAAGGGCGUGUAAGAGGCAUGUGGUGAGGAAUUGCUGAAUUGCUUCUCAUCUCGAAAGGGGAAGCUUGGGGAAGCUUGCAUGUAUGUUUACAAAAGACA
Messenger RNA from Kockovaella imperatae, 2998 nucleotides. RefSeq names its product RNA ligase-domain-containing protein. Gene Ontology annotation, cellular component: nuclear inner membrane. The transcript is spliced from 5 exons. Gene Ontology annotation, molecular function: ATP binding; RNA ligase (ATP) activity. Gene Ontology annotation, biological process: tRNA splicing, via endonucleolytic cleavage and ligation. Bases 71 to 2926 code for a protein of 951 amino acids. The record is from RefSeq and is a predicted model, not a curated record. NCBI's taxonomy places the organism in Eukaryota, Fungi, Basidiomycota, Tremellomycetes, Tremellales, Cuniculitremaceae.